Messenger RNA from Serpula lacrymans var. lacrymans S7.9, 1171 nucleotides. RefSeq lists its product as uncharacterized. The transcript has a single exon. The record is from RefSeq and is a predicted model, not a curated record. NCBI's taxonomy places the organism in Eukaryota, Fungi, Basidiomycota, Agaricomycetes, Boletales, Serpulaceae. Bases 54 to 932 code for a protein of 292 amino acids.
CGCCCAUCAUUUCUCAGCCAGCGCAUUCGCAUUCUCAGUCACCCCAAAAUGGAAUGUUCCCCCUUGGUAGUCAAAGUCAGACUAAUCCUGGGAUGGAUCAUCGUAUGGCUCCUUCAAAUUUCACGCCACAGAUGCAGAACAACAUGAACAUGAAUGUGAAUAAUCUCACUCCUCAGCAGCGACAGCAGCUGCUUCUUUUGCAGCAGCAACAGCAACAGCAACAGCAACAACAACAGCAGCAGCAGAUUCGCAAUGCUAGCACAAGUUCGAACCCGAUGAACAUGGUGAAUCAGCAGCAAGCUUAUGCUAUGGCGCAGCGCAUGACUCAAGGAGGGUCGCCUCAUCACACUGGAUCACCAAUGUCUGCACCUGGAGCAGACAAUUUCCCAGCGCUUCGAUCAAACUCCACAAUACCAGGUAUUGCGCGGAGCACACGUUCGCCAUCUGACAGCAUGCCUUCGCCCAUUACGCCCAGAGCACCUUCGAGGCUUUCACAGCAGCCGAUUCAGCCCGAUGAUUACCAGAGAGUCAUAAUGCAGCACGCGCAGGCGUCUCUUAUGUCGCAAAACCCCGCGUUCAAUCAGCAAAUGCAGUCAAACUCAAAUUGGCAGCAGAGUAACCACCAACAGCAAAAUUCACUGCAGACGAACCACAACCAGGGAAAUAAUUACGGCAUGAGUCCACCAGGAAGUGCAGGACAUGGAACCACAUCCUUUGGGGGUGGAAAUGCACCAUCACCAUCUGGUCAGGGUUGGCAGGGAGGCACCAAUGGCCCUUAUCAUUUCGCAUCUUCACCGGGACAUCAUGCUUCUUCGGAUCAAAUACACACACCUCGACAUCUCUCUACCACGCCUGCACCUCAAAACAUGAGUCCUUCAGGUGAAAAUCCUGGGAACAAUGACUACGAUUUAUUCAAUUGGGGCGGUCAAUAAUUGUCUCCGGCGCUCAAAUGAUCAUUGAAAUAAUCGCUUAUUAUCAUAUCUUUUUUUCCCCUGUUGCCACGCUGUCUUAUCGUGCUUCUGGUCAUUAUUUCUUUUGGUGCUUAGCGCUGAAUUGGAACUGAAACUGCUCUUUUCGCUUAUAUCCUGCUAUGAUUGUUUGUACCUUGUAGAGAAAUAUUACGAUGAUAUAUAUGCUUUACUUAGUGUGAAUGUAAACACAGUUUUCCAGU